Molecule: messenger RNA, 971 nt
Organism: Choloepus didactylus (southern two-toed sloth)
Lineage: Eukaryota; Metazoa; Chordata; Mammalia; Pilosa; Megalonychidae
Gene: PTCRA
Product: pre T cell antigen receptor alpha
Biological process (GO): negative regulation of thymocyte apoptotic process
Source: RefSeq, a predicted model, not a curated record
AUGGCUGGGCCUUGGCUGCUACUGCUUCUGGCCCUUGGAUGUCCAGCCCUGACCACAGGUGUGAGUGCCACGCCCUUCCCCUCUCUGGCCCCACCCAUCACAUUUCUGGUGGAUGGGAAGCAGCAGACACUGGUGGUAUGUCUGGUCCUUGAUGUUGCACCCCCUGGCCUUGACAGCCCCAUCUGGUUCUCUGCUGGCAAUGGCAGCCUGCUGGAUGCCUUCACCUAUGGCCCUUCCCCAGCGGCAGAUGGCACCUGGACUAGCUUGGCUCAGCUCUCCCUACCCUCCAAGGAGCUGGCAGCCUGGGAGCCACUGGUUUGUCACACCGGGCCUGGGGCAGGCGACCAUGGCUGGAGCACUCAGCCCCUACAGCUAUCAGGAGAAGCUUCCUCAGCCAGGACCUGCAUCCAGGAGCCUAUCAGGGGGACUCGGAGUCAGGCUCUGCGGCUGGGGGCGCUGCGACUGCUGCUCUUCAAACUGCUGCUGUUUGACGUGCUGCUGACCUGCAGCCGCCUCCGGCCUGAGCGCGACGCGGGCGGAUUCAGCCGGGGCGCCCACCCCGGGGGACCCGGGGCUCCCCACACCCCCGAGGGCCCUGCGGUCCCACCGCCCGUUUCUCCCGCCGCCUCCGCCCGUCUGAGAGGCCGCAGCUCCCACUCACCGGACUUCACCGCAGCGAUGGAGGGACCGCGCUGCAGCCCUGGAGCCCCGUCUGGAGGAGGGGAACCCUCCACCGAUCGAGCUUGGGCCUGGUACUCACGACCCUACCGCAGCAGUCCUUCAAGUCUCGGGUCAUUUGACUGACUGCCUCCUCCUGGAGACUGGAGCUUCCCGGGGGCGGGCUCUGUCUCCUUUUUCAUACUGAAGGCUUUCUGAGGGAAAAGGCCAUGUCUCUUCCAUCAGACUGGGAACCCCUUGAGGGUGGCAAGCCACUCAGGCACUUGGACUUGGAUAACUGAGAACAAUUAAAA